GGGUGGUGCAGGGCAGGGGUGGUAUAUCCUGUCUGACGGAGGGCGGGCCUCGCCAGUGCAGGGACGAGCCGGGGUGGAGGCACCAGGAGCAGCCGCCGGGAGCCCUCACGCGCGGACCACUCACUCUAUGGCCACAGGGAGCCGCUGAGAGCGAGAAGAGCCCGAAGAGCCCGCUCCGCCGCCGCCGCCACACCGCACCUCGCCGCGCUCGCUCGCCCAGGCCCGGCCCGCGCCCCCCGCGCCACCAUGAACCACUCGCCGCUCAAGACCGCCCUGGCGUACGAAUGCUUCCAGGCGCAGGACAACUCCACGCUGGCUUUGCCGUCGGACCAAAAGAUGAAGACAGGCACUUCGGGCAGUCAGCGCGUGCAGGAGCAGGUGAUGAUGACCGUCAAGCGGCAUAAGUCCAAGUCUUCCCAGUCGUCCACUCUGAGCCACUCCAACCGAGGUUCCAUGUACGACGGCCUGGCCGACAAUCACAGCUACGGCACCACCAGCAGGAGCAACUACUACUCCAAGUUCCAGGCGGGGAACGGCUCGUGGGGGUACCCGAUCUACAACGGGACCCUCAAGCGGGAGCCGGACAACAGGCGCUUCAGCUCCUACAGCCAGAUGGAGAACUGGGCGUGCCGCUACCCCCGGGGCAGCUACACCACCACCGGGGCGGGCAGCGACAUCUGCUUCAUGCAGAAGAUCAAGGCGAGCCGCAGCGAGCCCGACCUCUACUGCGACCCGAGGGGCACCCUGCGCAAGGGCACGCUGCAGAAGGGCCACAAGAACGCCCAGAACCGCUACAGCUUCUACAGCACCUGCAGCGGGCAGAAGGCCGUCAAGAAGUGCCCGGUGCGCCCGCCCUCCUGCGCCUCCAAGCAGGACCCGGUGUACGUCCCGCCCAUCUCCUGCAACAAGGACCUGUCCUUCGGCCACUCCAGGGCCAGCUCCAAGAUCUGCAGUGAGGACAUUGAGUGCAGCGGGCUGACCAUCCCCAAGGCGGUGCAGUACCUGAGCUCCCAGGAUGAGAAGUACCAGGCCAUUGGGGCCUAUUACAUCCAGCACACCUGCUUCCAGGAUGAAUCUGCCAAGCAACAGGUCUACCAGCUGGGAGGCAUCUGCAAGCUGGUGGACCUCCUCCGCAGCCCCAACCAGAACGUCCAGCAGGCCGCGGCGGGGGCCCUGCGCAACCUGGUGUUCCGCAGCACCACCAACAAGCUGGAGACCCGGCGGCAGAACGGGAUCCGCGAGGCCGUCAACCUCCUGAGGAGAACCGGGAACACCGAGAUCCAGAAGCAACUGACCGGGCUGCUCUGGAACCUGUCUUCCACCGACGAGCUGAAGGAGGAGCUGAUCGCGGACGCGCUGCCCGUUCUGGCUGACCGCGUCAUCAUCCCCUACUCCGGCUGGCGCGACGGCAACAGCAACAUGUCCCGGGACGUGGUGGACCCUGAGGUCUUCUUCAAUGCCACGGGCUGCUUGAGGAACCUGAGCUCGGCGGACGCGGGCCGCCACGCCAUGCGCAACUACUCGGGGCUCAUCGACUCCCUCAUGGCCUACGUGCAGAACUGCGUGGCGGCCAGCCGCUGCGACGACAAGUCCGUGGAGAACUGCAUGUGCGUCCUGCACAACCUCUCCUACCGCCUGGACGCCGAGGUGCCCACCCGCUACCGCCAGCUGGAGUACAACGCCCGCAACGCCUACACCGAGAAGUCCUCCACCGGCUGCUUCAGCAACAAGAGCGACAAGAUGAUGAACAACAACUAUGACUGCCCGCUGCCCGAGGAGGAGGCCAACCCCAAGGGCAGCGGCUGGCUGUACCACUCAGAUGCCAUCCGCACCUACCUGAACCUCAUGGCCAAGAGCAAGAAGGAUGCCACCCUGGAGGCCUGCGCGGGCGCCCUGCAGAACCUGACGGCCAGCAAGGGGCUGAUGUCCAGCGGCAUGAGCCAGCUGAUCGGGCUGAAGGAGAAGGGCCUGCCCCACAUCGCCCGCCUCCUGCAGUCCGGCAACUCGGACGUGGUGCGGUCCGGAGCCUCCCUGCUGAGCAACAUGUCCCGCCACCCGGUGCUGCACAGAGUGAUGGGGAACCAGGUGUUCCCAGAGGUGACCAGGCUCCUCACCAGCCACACGGGCAACACCAACAAGUCCGAAGACAUCCUGUCCUCGGCCUGCUACACCGUGCGGAACCUGAUGGCCUCGCAGCCGCAGAUGGCCAAGCAGUUCCUCACCAGCAGCAUGCUCAACAACGUCAUCAACCUGAGCCGCGGCAGUGCCUCGCCCAAGGCCGCGGAGGCCGCCCGCCUUCUCCUGUCUGACAUGUGGGCCAGCAAGGAGCUGCAGGGCGUCCUCAGACAGCAAGGUUUCGAUAGGAACAUGCUGGGGACCUUAGCCGGGGCCAACAGCCUCAGGAACUUCACCUCCCGAUUCUAGGAAGAGGCUGUCCAAGCAAGUUCACCUUGCAGAAACAUCUGACCCAGUUGAGAAGACCUCGGGCCUUGCUGGACGGGUCACUCUGUCCAUCCUGUGCAGUAUUUGGAAAAGUUCAAAUGCGACUGAGAGGAGACCUGAAAACUGAGGAUGAUGGAAAUAUCUUUCAUUUAUUUUUUUUUUCCUUGGGGGAACUGGCAGGCAGUGGGGAUUGAGGGGGUUGGGGGACUUUCUUGAGUUAAAGGGGCUUAUGUCUGAUGUCAAUACUUCUUUCCCUGAGAAAUGGUAUAUAUAUAUAUGUGUAUAAUGGAA
Messenger RNA from Microcebus murinus (gray mouse lemur), 2733 nucleotides. It is a transcript of the gene PKP1, whose product is annotated as plakophilin 1. Gene Ontology annotation, biological process: cell-cell adhesion. Gene Ontology annotation, cellular component: plasma membrane; nucleus; cytoplasm. Lineage: Eukaryota; Metazoa; Chordata; Mammalia; Primates; Cheirogaleidae. The record is from RefSeq and is a predicted model, not a curated record. Gene Ontology annotation, molecular function: protein binding.